AUGGUUCUAGUCUAUGUAGACGAUACUAUUGUAACAGGAAAUAACUCCAUGGAGCUCAACUUGUUCAUUACAAAACUGAACACUUCCUUCUCACUUAAAGAUCUGGGACAACUCCACUACUUCCUAGGAAUCGAGGUGUUCAGAUACAAUACAGGGAUUUACUUAUCACAAGGCAAAUACAUUGCUGAACUGUUACAAAAGGUGCAAAUGGAAAAUACAAAACCCAGUGUCACCCCAAUGACUGUUGGGAAACCUUUGUCCAUAAUAGAUGGACAACCAUUGAAUCAACCUAGUAUGUACAGGAGCAUUAUUGGAGCUCUUCAAUAUCUUAGUCACACAAGACUUGACAUAUCGUUUACUGUCAACAAAUUGAGUCAAUUUCUCAAACAACCUACUGAUGUUCACUGGGGAGCUGCAAAGAGAAUACUCAGGUCUUUAAAGGGUACAAUGUACCACGGGUUACACAUAGCUCCAAGCACCAAUUCGACUCUAAUAGGAUUGUCUAAUGCGGAUUGGGCUUGUUGCCCAGAUGAUAGGAAAUCAAUAGCAGGGUACUGUGUUUUCUUGGGUGACUCUUUGAUCUCCUGGGCAUCAAAGAAGCAAAGUGUAGUGGCACGCUCUAGUACAGAGUCUGAAUACAGAGCCUUGGCUCACUUGGCAGCUGAACUGACAUGGCUACAAGAGCUGCUAAACGAAUUAAGAGUCAAAUGCUCAUCUGUUCCUGUCAUAUGGUGCGAUAACUUAAGUGCCAGUGCUUUGGCAUCCAAUCCCGUGUAUCACGCAAGAACAAAACACAGCGAACUCGAUGUUCAUUUCGUAAGAGAUAAAGUCCUGGAAAAGAAACUUGAAAUCAGUAUUGUUUUGGCUAUUGUAAUUCCUCCUUUUGCUAUUUAA
Molecule: messenger RNA, 894 nt
Organism: Humulus lupulus (European hop)
Lineage: Eukaryota; Viridiplantae; Streptophyta; Magnoliopsida; Rosales; Cannabaceae
Exons: 2
Coding region: 1-894 (297 amino acids)
Source: RefSeq, a predicted model, not a curated record